Coregonus clupeaformis (lake whitefish) is the source of this 2440-nucleotide messenger RNA. RefSeq lists its product as uncharacterized. Gene Ontology annotation, cellular component: extracellular region; membrane. NCBI's taxonomy places the organism in Eukaryota, Metazoa, Chordata, Actinopteri, Salmoniformes, Salmonidae. The transcript has 13 exons. The record is from RefSeq and is a predicted model, not a curated record. Gene Ontology annotation, biological process: lipid transport; lipoprotein metabolic process. Gene Ontology annotation, molecular function: lipid binding. Bases 135 to 1901 code for a protein of 588 amino acids.
UUUAUAUAAUUUAAAUAUAUAUAAUAAUAAAUAAUAUUGAUGUAUCUUAUUUGCUUAGAAACCCAUGCAGAUUUGAGGGAAGGAUAUACGUGUUUAUAUGGCUAUUCAAUCUUGUUCUGUUUUAGGGUGGCAUAAUGGGGAAGAUGUUCAGGAAUCCAUUUAACUCCUCAACUCAGGAUAAGGAGAGGACUGAAGACACAUCAGGAUCAAGGGACAAACUCACGUCGUCUGAAAAACAUUCCAAAGCCAAAGAUGUCAAAAGCAAUCUGAUCCAGAGAGAGAGGAAGGAGAGAACUGAAACACCGGCAGUUCCUCCUACACCCACUGAAGAGGAGCUGAAGGGUACAGCCUUACAUGACCGACUGAAGAAGAGAGAGACGGGCGACAAUCAGCUAAUUCAGGCUAACAGGAAUAUGAUCCUGAGAGAGAGGACAGGGCAAACUGCUGAAACUCCAGUGGUUCCUCCCAGACCAACAGAAGAGGAAAUGAACAGACCAGCCAGACGUGGUCAGCAAAAAAUUCAAAAAGACAAUCAGGACCAAUCUGAUGAAUGCCUUAAAGAGGGUGAAUCGCUCCUCACUGGGGAGAAGGAGGAGGGAGAAGACAAGGACAGAGAGGCAAAUAUUAAAAAACCUAAGAGACACAAUCCGUUCAUGCCACACGGUGCUGGAGGCAAGGGUAAAGCCAUGCAGAAGAAGGGUGAAACCCAGCAGGGAGCUACAGGCAGUGACUCAAAAGAGAAUGAUGGUGGAAAUAAAUCUUUAUUCGACCAAUUGGAGGAACUCCGUAUUAAUCCAGCAGAGCCAGAGGAGCAGCAGGAUAUGUAUGGCCUGAUGGAGUGGUGGGGCACAGUGGAGCAGUGGGAAGACAUGCCUCAAGAUGAUGACUUGACUGAAAAAGAGGAGGCCAAGGCAUUUGCAGUGACAGCUGAGAAGGUGCAGAAAGGUAUACGUGUGUUCAACAAGCUGUUCUCAGAGCGUGCAGAGAGCCUGUGGCAGCACGUCAUUAACCUGAACAGCAUUGCAGACGCCCUCGACUGCUUCAACAAGAAGACCAAGAUCGCCCAAAUCACUGGCGGCUCCACCAGCGCUGUAGGAGGCGUGUGUACCAUUGUAGGCCUCGCCCUGGCCCCUGUCACCAUGGGAGCCUCCCUGAUCGUCACGGCGGUGGGACUGAGCGUGGCCACAGCGGGCGGCCUGACCUCAGCCGGAGCCGGACUCUCCAACACGGUCAACAACUCCAUGGACCGUAAGAAGGUGGAGGCCAUUGUGGUGGACUACCAGGAGAAGAUGACCGACAUCAACAAGUGCAUGCUGUUCAUCAAGCAGGGGAUUGAGAGCUUGCGCAGGUUCGACCUGCUGAAGAUGAAGAAGCACGCGUACAACCGUGACUUCCCGGGCCUCAACAACAUCUAUGAGGACGGUGCCAUGGCUGGGAAGGCCAUCCUCAUCAACGCCAACGAGAUCAUGCGUGUGGUGCAGAUAGCCAACGUGGCUGGCAGCACCGCGGCCAGAGCUGUCCAGAUUGCCAGCAUGGCCACCGGAGUGCUCACCGGCCUCUUUGUGGGCAUGGACAUCUACUUUGUGGCGAAGGACUCCAAGGAGCUGAAGAAGGGAGCCAAGUCUGAGUUUGCUGCCAAGAUCAGGGAGGUGGCGACCCAGCUGCAUGAUGGACUGGUGGAGCUUAAUUGCAUACGGGUUGAGCUGCAGUCCACAAAUCCAGACAACACCAAUGACACCAGCAUUAAGACCAACAAUGACACCAACACCCCAGACAGUACCAAUAAUAGAAAAAAGCUGGACAGUGAUGAUGAUGCAGACAAUUAUAAAACUUCUGACAGCAAAAGCAUUGUUGAUAACAGCAAUACUUCAGAUAACAGCCAUAAGACCAGCAAAGCCUAACUGUAUUUCAUUCCAACUCAUCUCUACAACUACACAAACUAUCCUGUCAGAAUUAAAAAUACUAGAAUCCGGAACUCUGAGGAUCUGAUUCAUAUGUCUCUCUUUGAUGGCACAAGCACCAAUGCAUGAAACUUUUGUUUUACAUAGACUGUGCAUAGGCAGGUUAAAAGAUGACAUCACCAGUCAUCACUGGCUAGGGAGAAGAAUUGUUAUUAAAACUUUUCUCUCUGUAAUAUCGGGGGAAAUUAUAUGUUGUACGACAAGCCCAUGUCCACAUUUUGUAAUUGUAGUUGUGUGCAUUGAGCCUGUCUUGACAACACUAUCUACAGUACUUUAUGAACAGUAAGGGUUGUGAGCUAAAGCUGUUUGUUCAUGGAGGCGGGAAACUGUUCAGAGAUGCGAAUUAUGAAAUGAGGUUACAAAAUGUUACAAAUACAUUAUCAUGCACAUUAUUGAAGGGAUCAUGCUAACAAUCUUUUCCUAAGAGCCACAUUUAUUUUGAUGGUUUAGAUUUUUGAUAGCCUACACUACUGGUCAAA